AUCAAACAGGUGUUAGGAAGUGGUGUUCAUGCUGUUGUUAAGAAGGCAAGGAACAAGCAAACCAAGGAGCUCGUGGCUGUGAAGUGUGUAGAUAAGGCAAACAUGCGACGUCGUCAAUUGGCUAGAGAGAUUGAGAUCCUGACCACGGUUUCUCACCCGAACGUCAUCUCAUUGAAGGAUGUCUUUGAAGACGAGAAGUCUGUGUAUUUAGUACUCGAGUUGGUGCAGGGUGGAGAAUUGUUUGAUAGAAUUGUAAAUGACGGGGCUUUUAGUGAGAAGGACGCUGCUAAGAUGAUAAGAAAGAUUACGGAUGCUUUGAUGCAUUUACACGAACGCAAAAUUUGCCAUCGAGAUCUGAAACCAGAAAAUCUCCUUCUUACCUCCAAAGGAUCAGAAGCAGACAUUAAGAUUGCUGAUUUUGGCUUGUCUAAGGUAAUUCUGGGCGAGAAGACGAUGAUGAAGAGAUCUUGUGGUACAUGGGCAUACUGGGCACCUGAAAUAUUACGAAGGCAGCCCUACGACUACUCGGUCGACCUCUGGUCGAUGGGAGUCAUCCUCUACAUCAUGCUCUCUGGAGUUCAUCCCUUCGACCCAGAUGGAAGAUCGACGGACGCCCAGAUCGUGGAGAGGAUUCUACGGGCCGACUACAAGUUCGAUCCUGAGUACUGGGCGCACGUAUCGCCGCAAGCCAAGGAUGUUAUUCGCCAUUUGAUCCACAUGGACCCGAUGCAGCGAUACACUUGCGAGCAGCUCUUACAGCAUCCUUGGGUAGCUGGUAUUCUAUCGAACGCCCUGAAGCUCUAUGUCAAUUCUUUUGUUGUCGAACAGGCAACGGGGUGUCCGACAGCCCGAUGCCCAGUCAGUCACUAG
Molecule: messenger RNA, 870 nt
Organism: Guillardia theta CCMP2712
Lineage: Eukaryota; Cryptophyceae; Pyrenomonadales; Geminigeraceae
Exons: 12
Biological process (GO): protein phosphorylation
Molecular function (GO): protein kinase activity; ATP binding
Source: RefSeq, a predicted model, not a curated record